AUGUCUGCAUUCUUCAACAUAGCAAAGGCCAUCGUUGGCGCCGGCAGUUUUUCACUUCCAUGGGUGCUGGAGAACGAGGGGUUGUUGGGAGGAACUUUAACGAUCGUUGUCUCUGCUGCUCUAGCGUCUUACACCAUCACCUCUCUCAUUGACAGUAAGAACAUCGUCGAGCGAAACACCGACAGGUCCGGAAGCUCCUACGUGGACAUCGCCAGGGAAGUUCUCGGGAAAGAGACGGCCAACUUUGUUUUCGCCAUGACCGUUCUUGCCAGCAUGCUUGUGUGCAGGUAUGAGAGAUGA
This is a messenger RNA of Guillardia theta CCMP2712, 300 nucleotides long. RefSeq lists its product as hypothetical. Gene Ontology annotation, biological process: amino acid transmembrane transport. Lineage: Eukaryota; Cryptophyceae; Pyrenomonadales; Geminigeraceae. The record is from RefSeq and is a predicted model, not a curated record. Gene Ontology annotation, cellular component: vacuolar membrane. The transcript has a single exon. Gene Ontology annotation, molecular function: amino acid transmembrane transporter activity. The coding region runs from base 1 to 300 and encodes 99 amino acids.